GACUGAGGGAGGGAGGCAGAGACUGAGGGAGGGAGGCAGAGAGAGAGAGAGAGAGAGAGACAGACAGACAACAGGCAGACAGACAGAGGGGCCAGUUUCAUGUUAGUUUCCUGGCCAGUUUCACUGGGACCCCGCGCUCUCUGACUAACCGCACCCUACUGCUGUGAGACGCCUCACACACUCACCACCCCUUCCCUUCAAUUUCUCUCCCAUUUACUCAAUGCUUUUUGAACAGCCGAGAGGGACGGACCAAGCCCUUUUAAACGGGAGAGAGUCGGAGGGUCUUUCCCUGAGCUGAGAAGAUGACUGAGUACAAACUUGUGGUGGUGGGGGCUGGAGGCGUGGGCAAGAGUGCUCUGACCAUCCAGCUUAUUCAGAACCACUUUGUCGAUGAAUAUGAUCCCACGAUAGAAGAUUCCUACAGAAAACAAGUUGUAAUAGAUGGAGAAACGUGUCUGUUAGAUAUCCUCGACACGGCGGGUCAAGAGGAGUACAGUGCAAUGAGAGAUCAGUACAUGAGGACGGGCGAGGGUUUCCUGUGUGUCUUCGCCAUUAAUAACUCCAAGUCAUUCGAAGAUAUUCAUCAUUAUAGAGAGCAGAUCAAAAGGGUGAAAGACUCUGAGGACGUGCCGAUGGUAUUAGUGGGAAACAAAUGCGAUCUGCCUUCACGGACCGUGGACACCAAGCAAGCGCAGGAUCUGGCACGCAGUUACGGGAUUCCCUUCAUCGAAACGUCGGCCAAAACGCGACUGAGAGUGGAGGAUGCUUUUUAUACACUGGUACGUGAGAUUCGCCAGUAUAGGUUGCGAAAACUCAACGUUGAGGAGAAGACUGCACGCUGUGUGCCCUUUAAAUGUAUUAUGAUGUGACGUGGGUGUCGAUGAUGCAUUCUACACACUCGUCCGCGAAAUUCGGAAACACAAAGAGAAAAUGAGUAAAGAUGGCAAAAAGAAGAAAAAGAAAUCCAAGAAAAAGUGUUUAAUGAUGUGAAUAGGGUUUAGUGUGGAAGAUGUUUGCUUAGCUGGGAAAAUAAAACCUGAUUAUCUUUUGUAUUUUUUGUACAUUGCACUAAAUUAUUAGGCUUUCUUUUUAUCAGUUCUUUUACCAGAUUUUGCGUAAUGGAAAUGAUGGCUGUUAGGUUGUGACAGAGCUGAAGAGAAAAAUGUUGUGUAUGCUUUAUUUCAUUCCUGUUCCAGUAUUCCCUGGGUGUCUACCAUUGCUUUACUCUUGUCACUGGGGGCUCCUGUGCAUGUAACUAUGCUUUUAUUUUUCUCAAUACGUUUACAGAGUCAUACAGUGUGAAAACAGGCCCUUCGGCCCAACUUUCCCAUACUGGCCAACAUGUCCCAUCUGCACUAGUCCCACCUGCCUGCGUUUGGCCCGUAUCCCUUCAAACCUGUCCUAUCCAUGUACCUGUUUCUUAAACAUUGGGAUAGUUCCUGCCUCAACUACCUCUUCUGGCAGCUUGUUCCAUACACCCACCACCCUUUGUGUGAAAACGUUACCCCUCGAUUCCGAUUAAAUCUUUUCCCCUUCACCUUGAACCUAUGUCCUCUGGUCCUCGAUUUCCCCAACUCUGGGCAAGAGACUCUCUGCGUCUACCCUGAUCUAUUCCUCUCAUGAUUUUGCACACCUCGAGAAAGAUCACCCCCUCAUCCUCCUGCGCUCCAAGGACUAGAAUCCCACCCUGCCCAACUUCUCCCUACAGCUCAGACUCUAGUCCUGGCAACAUUCUGGUAAAUCCUCUGUACCCUCUCCAGCUUUAUUUAUCAUGCUGAAAAUAUAUAUGAUACACUUUCACUUCAGUGCCAACAGCUUGAUGGAAUCUCUCUCCUGUGUUUGGUUUACCUGGAAUAUAUUUUAACUAGACACAAAAUGCUGGAGCAACUCAGCGGUUCAGGCAGCAUCUCUGGAGAGAAGGAAUAGGUGACGUUUUGGGUCGAGACCCUUCUUCAGACUGAUGUCAGGGGCAGGACAAAGAUAUAAUGUAGUCGGAGACAGUAAGACUAUUGGGAAAACUGGGAAGGGGAUGGAGAGAGAAAGUAAGGGCUACCUGAAGUUAGAGAAGUCAAUGUUCAUACCGCUGGGGUGUAAACCACCCAAGCAAAAUAUUAGGUGCCGUUCCUCCAAUUUGCGCUGGGCCUCAUCCUGGCAAUGGAGGAGGCCCAGGACAGAAAGGUCAGAUAGGGAAUGGGAGGGGGAGUUGAAGUGCUGAGCCACCGGGGAGAUCAGCUUGGUUAUUGCGGACUGAGUGGAGGUGUUCAGCGAAAUGAUCGCCGAUGUAGAGAAGUUGGCACCUGGAACAGUGGAUACAGUAGAUGAGAUUGGAGGAGCAUACCAUCGUCCAACAUUUUGCCACCUCCAACGGGAUCCCACUACUGGCCACAUCUUCCCAUCUCCACCCCUUUCUGCUUUCCGCAGAGACUGUUCCCUCCGAAACACCCUGGUCAACUCGUCCCUUUCCACCCAAACCACCCCCUCCCCAGGUACUUUCCCCUGCAACCGCAGGAGAUGCAACACCUGUCCCUUUACCUCCCCCCUUGACUCCAUCCAAGGACCUAAACAGUCUAUCCAGGUGAGGCAGAGGUUCCACUGACAUCAGUCUGAAGUAGGGUCACCCAUUCCUUCUCUCCAGAGAUGCUCCCCGACCCGCUGAGUUACUCCAGCAUUUUUUGUCUACCUUCGAUUUAAACCAGCAUCUGCAGUUCUUUCCUACAUAUAUUUUAACUACAUUUUUAUAAGGUGCAGAUUUUAUAUGUUAAUCUUUGUUUGUCGACAAUACCUCUCUGAAUCCUGAAGUGCUGAUUUGGGCAUGUGAAUUAAUGCUCCAUUGAACUGACACUUGGACAGUUUUAUACAAGUUUUUAGAAGUUUGUCUGGUAUAUGUCAUAAUGGCUUUGAUGACAAAAAUUGUACUUUUAAGUCGCGUAAUAAAACGAUUCAAUCUUGUUCUGACCUUUUAAAGA
Leucoraja erinaceus (little skate) is the source of this 2966-nucleotide messenger RNA. RefSeq names its product GTPase KRas. Gene Ontology annotation, cellular component: plasma membrane. NCBI's taxonomy places the organism in Eukaryota, Metazoa, Chordata, Chondrichthyes, Rajiformes, Rajidae. Gene Ontology annotation, molecular function: GTP binding; GTPase activity; GDP binding. The coding region runs from base 303 to 869 and encodes 188 amino acids. The transcript is spliced from 6 exons. Gene Ontology annotation, biological process: Ras protein signal transduction. The record is from RefSeq and is a predicted model, not a curated record.